UUUAGCGCAUGCGCAAUGGUGUAGAACGUUUGUUUGCAGGUGAGUGAUCAAGUUUCGUCGAUUUUUUGCACAUUGACAAUCUAGUUUUAUUCCCACCAAUUUAAGAUAUAUAUAACUUAAAACACAGUUGGACGGAUCUGUCAUAUAAGAUCUUUCAUCAGGCUCUAAAUUUGUUCAAGAAAUUGACGUAUCAGCUGAUGAUUUGUCAUAUACAUGUAGGCUAAGUAUUAAAGUGUGAUACUACCAGUGCUAGAGUAGAUCAUGUAUUUACGUAAUAAUACUCUACGAAUGGAUAUUUUUGUUUUGGUUCUGAAGAGGUAACACUAAGUUUUAACAAAGUUUAUGUUAUAUACUUUAGAAUUUAUUGGGGAUAGUGACAUUGGUAAUUAUAGAUCCAUGGAGCGUAAGAUAUCUUGAUACCAAUGAUUUUGAUAAAGAUUAAGUUAGUUAUAUUGAAAAGGAAAUGCUUAGAGUUGGACGAUUUGAAAGUGAAAGUGAGAAACCCAAUUUCAAGAAAUGGAAAGUUGACGAAGGUGAAUGAUAAAGAAUAUUGUUAGGUUUAUAGACAAGGGAGAAACUGCUAGCAUUUAAAGAAUCCAAAUUGUAUGCUGUCUAUAAUGGAAUGACGGUUUCUGUGAGCCUGCUUAAGGAAGCUUCUGUGAUGUGUAAUUGAGUUGUUAACCCUUUCAAGGGAGUAUCUGAAUAUUUUUACGUGACUGAAGGAAAGCUGAACAGCAGGAUUCAAAAUGUUUUCUUACAUGUUUCAAUCUAUGCAUACAGACCGUGGAUGCUACUUAAUUUUAGGAUUGCUGCUGUUUUUAUAUAUCAUCAUUAUGGAUAUUAUUCUCUACUGCUCUCUUCAAAAUUCUACACUGAUGGAUCAGAAGCACGAGGGAACAUACUCACCGUUCCAACCCCUCUCAACAAAGUUACUCAUGAGUGACCCUAUUCAGCAUUAUGUCAUCAACCCAACAUCCGAGAUCUUUGAUGAAAUCACUAAAUUUAGCAAGAUUUUCUACUUUAUCUCCCCAAAUAUGAUCAGCUUUACCCAUCUGUUUCUUGCUUUGUUGGCAGCAAAGUUUGUCUCUUCAGAUAGUCUGAAAACAAGAAGAAUUGGGGUUCUGCUUUAUGAGCUUAGAACCUGGUUGGAUAGCUUGGAUGGGGUUGUUUUCCGAAGUCACAGGAACCAGCAGCAUGAAUAUAAAUCUCAUCAUGACAGCUGGGGAUUUCUCAUUGAUGCUGGUUGUGAUAUUAGUGGAGGUGUUAUAUUUUCUCUUGGAGUAUUAUUUUAUUUAUUCAAAAUGCCACCAUCAUUUUUCAACAAGUACAAGGAAGAAGGCAGUGCCACUCUGCCACUUACUAAAUCAGAAAAUGGGUACAACACAAGUGAGAAAACCAAUGGAAAACCCAGCAAAAAGAUGCUGUUUUUUAAAUGCUUCUGCUUUGGCAUGCAGGUAUUUUUUUCAUCUGGAUCAUGGGACAAGCGGGUAGAACAGUACGGUGAUUUAUAUGCAACAAAGUUUACUGCGCAAAAAACGGUGCGACAAACCGCCUCAUUACAUUCACUGAGCACGUGGAUUGUUCUGUACAUGUGGCGAUACGUGGAUGGCCAGGCCCUGCUGCAGAUGUAUUGUUUAGUUAUAUUUAUGGACAAAGUUUGGGAGUUCCUUAAUUUUGUUCAGUACAUUGGAUUUGCAGUGCUUUUGUUUAUCAAUGUAACUUCAGAAGUUCAUCUUAGAUAUGUCCGGGAUGCCAUUGGGAUUUGAAGGAAUUGAAAGCUGGAUUCCCAAAGUUUCAAGGUGAUGAAUAAGGUCUAUCCUCUGCUGAUACAAUGGACUUUGUUAUCAAAUUUCAUGACUGAACAUCACAUCAUCUCCUUUUGCUGAUAUUGUUAUGUUUUAACGGGAUGUUAUGGUGCUUAACUCCAGGCGUAGUUAUGUUGGAGAGCUGAUGUUUCUGUCAAAUAUCUUGUCCAAGUUUUUUUAUUAUAUAUAUAUAUAUAUAGAUAUGCUGAUAUUAGAAUAUGCUAUCAAAUCCCUAUAAUUCUUUAUCUAUCUGUAUCUAUACUCAUGUUCUUGAUGCUCACUUCCAUACAAUUAAGUUUGGAAGAGGUAUCCAUUGUCCCAGUAUAAUGGAUGUACCAAAUACUAUUACCACACUUAAACAAGUGUAGAUAUAUCAAUCAUUGAUAUUUUUGAAUUCUACAUUUUUUGUAAUGAUUACCAAAGAAAUCUUGUAAUUCCUCUUUUUAAUUCAUCAACACAAUUAGAAUCAAGUAGAUGACUCCAAACAUAUUAUAAAUCAUAUGUAAGGUAUAGAGUAGGUUUUGUGCAUCCAUUUUUCAUUCUCGAAGAUUUAUUUUUUUCAGUCUGAUUAGAUCUUGCAAGCUUUUAAAGAGAUAUUCUUCCAGCUGAAGUGAAAAAAAACUAACAAUCAAUGUAGUUACAUGUAUUGAGAUUUAGAAAAAGAUGCAUCUGUGUUUAAUCAAACAAUUAUGAAGUUUAUGGCAUCAAUGUAAAUCUAAAUAACAUUAAUGGGAAUAGGGGAGCGAUCAUGUUGUAUCAGUCAAUGUAUAUUAUAACCUGUUAUUGCAGCUCAUUCCAAUAGGACAUUUCAGUGGCAUUUUAUACCUCAGACAUAGUCAAGUGUGAAUAGUGUGUUUCAUGUGCAUGUAUUUUUGGAAAUAUGGAUUCCUGCUAUAAUUUUCAAUGUGUAAAGCUGAAUAUUUAUAUGCUUUUCAUUCAUAUGAAAGCAAGGUAUGAAUGCACAUAUUGGUCUGGACUUGGGUGGAUUUUUUCUUUUUUUUUCUCUCGUCUUUAUUUUGAUUUUUGUUUCUGUUUUGUUUGAGAUAUUUCAAGAAUUUGAAAUUUUCAAAUGCAGUUUUUUGUUGGUUUGCUUUUUAUUUUUAUUUUUAAUUAUUUGCUUAUGAAAGAUAUGUCAACAUAUUUAAGUGAAUGAAUGCUUCAAGCAUCAUAAGUAAGUAUUGGUGCAUGGAGCAGUAAGUUGAAUUCAAAGCACUGCAAACUAAUAUAAUUGAAAAGAAACCCAAUUUUCAUGUAACACUAUUUUCAUCUAGUUAUGUUUCUCCUAGCUUUAAGGAGGAAUGAUACAUCAGAAAAAUCUGAUGUGGAUAUGUACAGUAACAUUUUGAAAUUGAAAAGUUUCAAAUUUACAUUUUUAAAAAAAAUGCAGUUUUGCUAGAAAGUAAUCUGGGGGGGGGGAGUUAAACUCCUACUAGAUUCUAACUACAGACCAGCAGUCAACCCAUAACAUACUGAGCUAGCCAGCUAGGCAAUUUGAUUGAAAAGGAAUUUAUAUGUAUCUAUUGCUGAUAUUUAUAUUUUUCAAAAGGAAGUCAGUCAUUAUGAUGAUGUAUGAUUCCUCCACCAAAUCUGAACUAUUAAUUUAGUUGAUAUGCUGUUAGUUUUUGAUGUACAGGUAUAGUGCUGAGAGUUACAGAUUUUAUUCUUAUAUUUAUUUUUUCAUGUAAAUUGUAACAAGUUUUCUUUACACAGGCUUGGCUGAAUUAUAAUACAUACAUUUUAAAUGUAUUUAUGUGUCUUUGGAUACUAAGAAUAUAUUAUUUUUUCACAACAUUGAAGUGUCUAACAUCUUCUAGAAACUCAGUACUAGUAUAGUGUGUUAUUACAUAUCUAUUCUUUUAAAGUAUUUACUUGUGUUAAUGAUAUUGAUGGAGUUUUAAAGAAGACUAUUACAAUGUACUGUACAAAUGUCUUCAUGGACCAGAAUAUCCAUUUGUGCUUCUAAAAUCUAUUUUGCAAGGACUUGUAGAUAGGCUUUAAGAUCUGGCUGUAAAGUUUUUACAAGUAGACAAUUUUCAUAAAAUUGCAUGUAAUUAAUUGAAGUCCCCGUAAUGCAUGUGAUUAUUAACUUUAGACAUCUUCUGAUUUAUUUUUGUUCUAUUUCAAUGACUAAUCACUGCUACUACGAUGACCGGUUCUUCAAUCUUCAGUCCUUACAUAAUGGUUAGGAUUAGAUAUUAAUCACAUUAUGUUUAGUGGAAAUGGAGUAUACCUCCAUUGGAGACGUGGAGUGGUAGUUUAUCCACUUUGUAAUUUGAGGGAGUCAUCAGAAUUCCGAUUGUAAGGUUUACUGGUCAAGUAGGUUAUAGUGUAUCCAAUUUGUUAAAAGUUCAAUAUUUUUUUUAGAUGCAAAGUUAUUCUCCAAAGUCAGCACAUCUAAAUGCUGCGAAAUGGAAAUGCAUGCAUAGAAAAUUACCAUUGGUAAUGAUGAUUCAUAUAUUGCUACCAGAAUGAAUUUUUUUUUUAUUUGAUGAGGAUAGAAGACAGUUUUAAUACCAAUACAUGUAACUGAAGAAAUCAGGAAACAGGGUAUGUUGUCAGUAUGAUUUUUCACAGAUGUUAUCAGACAUGCUUGAAGUCACAGUCAGUUAUUUCAAUAGUCAGAAUCUUGUGAUAGAAAGGUUUAUUUUUUGGUGUUAGACUUGUCUAUAUCAGGGAAAUGUGCCAGAAAGGGUAAUUUAAAUUUAAAGACAAUUACUAGAAGUCAAAAGGAUCAAUUGAAAUGCAACAGAAUGUGAUAAAGUACAGUGAGAUUUGUCUAAUCCAGAUGUUGAAUCAGAAUUGCUGUUUUUUAACCUGGCCCUUAUUUCAGUACCAAACAAAGAAUUCUAUCGGGGGGGGGGGGGGGGGGGGGGGGGGGGGGGGAUGGCUCUGUUUUCCAGAUGCUGUCCAUUAUUUUUGUUCAGCUGCUGUUAGAGCAUGUCAGAAUUAGAUAAGUUUCACUGUAUUAUUGUAAAAUCAAAAUGUUAUUUGGGUGAAUAAAUGACACCAUCCAUGAGUAGAUGUAGCUUUAUAGAUGUUUAUAUGGAAGUGAUGUAGUUAGUGCUAGAAUAAAUCCGUAGUUUUUAAGUUUAAUUGGGUAGCUUUACUAUGAAAGUUAUAUUUCAUGUUGUUGAAAACUGAGAAUGUUUACAUAUGAGGUAAUGCUGUAGAAUUCUGUGAUUAUUUAUAUUUAGUUUCUGUGUUUAAACAUGCAGUGUAUAUCGUUUGAUAUUGCUCUAUAUCAAGUCUACGUGACACAUCACACCAAUUGAUUUUAGUUUUAUAUUUGUUAACAUCAAAUAAAGGUAAAAAAAAUGAAUUAAAAAGUUAGUUCUAUAUCAUUUUAAUGAACAUUUCAUGAAUUUUGUCACUUUUUCUUAUUUAGAUAACAUAGUUUUUAAUUAGUAAGGUCAAUUCUGUGUUUGGUGUAAUUUUAUCCUCAGUUAUGAUUAUUCUGGUUUUGAGAAUUGGAUCCCUCUUCUCAGUAUAUAUGAUUCAGUGCCAUAGUUAAAAUAGCAUAUAAUGUUAUAUUGUAUCUGUGUUUCAAUAUUUCAUUCAAUUGUAAAACUUCUGGUAACUUUCGCAUUUCUGUACAAGGGCUCACAUGUAUGUAAGUUAUAGUUUUCUCAUUCCAUAAAUAGCGUGUGUCUAUGUACUCCUUACCUAUUCUGUAGUUUUAUUCUUGUACUAUUUUUUACAAGGCUAUAAAUACUGAAAGCAUUCUGAUUAAAGAGGGAGAGAAAAGAAUUUGUAUCAGAAAUAUCUUGGUAAAUAUACGAACCAUUAACAUGUAAAAUGUGCAAUCUAAAAAUUCAUCCAGUGAAAUCUUUGAGAUCCGUUCGUGUAUGACUAAACCAUAAUGAUAUUUACUACCAUCUCUUGCCACUUUUUGAUUUAACGUCAGAAAUAUAUUUGCGGAGCAUGGAAAUUGUUUGAAAUUGCACAUUAUUUCAUUAAAAAUAUUGAAAAUCCAGGAAAGUCGAAUAAACAUGGCAUCAUAUAGUGGGAUUCUUUGAAGUAGUUUUUCUAAAUUUACCUUUGCUUCAAAACAUUGAUUUUAAGUUGGUCAAAUUAAAAUUUAUAUGGUUUGUUUCUUUGAUUGAAAGAAAAAGCUCAUUAAAAUUCACUUUAAUGUAAUUUUUAUAAAACUUCGUUAGAUUAAUUUUGUUUUCAUUUUUUAACCUCAGCAAUCUAACGAUUUAUGAAUGCUUUGUGUUUAUUGGGCUUCAAAUAAAGCACGUUUUAUUAUUUUU
Ostrea edulis (European flat oyster) is the source of this 6058-nucleotide messenger RNA. Its product is annotated as ceramide phosphoethanolamine synthase-like. The record is from RefSeq and is a predicted model, not a curated record. Bases 747 to 1766 code for a protein of 339 amino acids. The transcript is spliced from 5 exons. NCBI's taxonomy places the organism in Eukaryota, Metazoa, Mollusca, Bivalvia, Ostreida, Ostreidae.